CGUCCGGUUCUUCCUUCCAUAUUCCGUCUACCUCCAUCCUGUCCGAGCAGGCGACAGGGAAACGGAGGAUGACUUGUCUGCUGCGUUGAAGUUAAAACCUGCCGACUGAAACUUUGCUAACGGUGGUUCAGACAAAUUAACUCUCCAAGGAGCUAAUUAGUUUGAAAGAUCCAGUGAUGAAGUUAACCUCCAAAGAGUGAGUCCACAUCCUCUAAAACCGGCCUGGCUUCCUGUUCCAAUGUCCCGCCUCUUGUGACUCCAGCUGAGUGCACCUUCUGUUGACCAGCGGACGGCGCUGGCUCUUCUCGGGGGGGUGUCGGUGGGGGGGUUGAGACCAGAGAUGGACAGCCGAUGCAGCAGUAGCGCCGAUUCGCGGCUGACCGGCAGGGGGCCCGGGUCCAACAACGGCACGCCCUUCUGCGCGAGAGGGGAUUCGUACGAAGCUGGGGAGAAGAAGUGCAUCUCGGACGUGAGGAGGACCUUCUGCCUCUUCGUCACCUUUGACCUCUUGUUCAUCACAAUGCUCUGGAUCAUAGAGCUCAAUGUGAACGGCGGCAUUCAGCAGCAGCUGGAGAAAGAAGUCCUGCACUACAACUACCACGCCUCCUUCUUCGACAUCUUUCUCCUGGCUGUUUUUAGGUUUGCCACUCUCAUCCUGGCGUACGCCGUCUGUAAGCUUCGCCACUGGUGGGCCAUCGCAAUCACCACUGCAGCCAGCUGUGCUUUCCUGAUUGUUAAAGUCAUUUUAUCAAAGCUGCUGUCUCAGGGGGCCUUUGGGUACCUGCUGCCCAUCAUCUCCUUCGUGUUGGCCUGGAUAGAAACAUGGCUGCUCGACUUCAAGGUUCUGCCUCAGGAGAACGAAGAUGAAAACAGAUAUCAGUCCAUCAUGGACGCAGAGCGAGCUCCUCCCCUGGGUCCAGGUCCUUUAUCUGACGGACAGUUCUACUCUCCACCAGAGUCAGUGGCAGACUCUGACGAGGAACUGGAUGAUAAACACGAUCCAGAAAUAGGACUCAUCCAGUAGCGAGCUAACAGGAUAUCCGUUUCCGAAGGCGACGUUGUUCUCCUGCUCCCGUUGGACCACUGAGGGGAAUCUCUGCCUUACACAUUCUGCUAUUUUAGCUUUGGUUCGCCUCAAAGAAGUCUUUGUAUAUUCAUACUCACGAAUGCACCUCUGAUAUCAGCCUGCUGCAUGUGCACCCGGGACUGGAAAAAGUGCCACUUAAAAAAGCAAUUUCCUUAUCACGACUCAUUCGUUUUCAGGGUGUUUUUUUUCCCCUCACAUUUAAUAAAACUCUGUAGCUUAGAGGGAAAUAAAUAUGAAUGGAUAUUUAUACACAAAAUUACAUGUGUCUCAAAUGGGAAGAAUUUGAUUUGAAUAAGAAUUAAAUCCAUAAAUUUGGGAUCUGUUUCAGUGUCAAACCCAUAAUUCAAAGUGGUUUUUUUACAGUUAUUUCUUCUCUAAGGUAUUAAUGUCUUAUAUUUCCAAUGUCAUGUUUACUUUUAAUUUGUCGAUCAUUUGUAUAUGCUUGGGUUUGAAGUCACUGUAAAGGAAAAAAAAAAAAAAGGCUUGUUCGAUAGACUGCAUUAAAAAAAAAAAAAAGGAUUUUUUUUCGGCCAGUAUUGAGCUUAUGGAUCGCGUUUGAAGCGAACACAAGAGGAAAUAUUAACAAUUUACUGCGUUUAAUAACUCUGAAAUGUAUUUGACUACUUCCAGGUCUUUAAAAAGAAGGUUGAAACAACUUGCACAGUGUGGAGAUUUUAAGAAAACUGCCUGCUUCUCAAAGAGUGAAGUAUUAUUUUACCUUAAAACCAAAUGAGCCAUAAACGUGCAGCACUUAAACGUGAAGGUUUGAGCUGCUCUGCGUGAACUGUUAACUGCUCUUAAAACGCUGCUAUUCCACACAGAUGGAGCUCAACAUGAGCUGAAAAAUACAUGUACAUAUAUAUAUCCAUGCAUGCCUUGCAAGCCAAGUGGUUUUGCUUUUAUGAAAAGCUUGUCUGUAAAAUAGAAUCAAUAAAAUGUGAAAUGUUG
Messenger RNA from Sander lucioperca (pikeperch), 2035 nucleotides. It is a transcript of the gene stard3nl, whose product is annotated as STARD3 N-terminal like. The transcript has 9 exons. The record is from RefSeq and is a predicted model, not a curated record. Bases 341 to 1024 code for a protein of 227 amino acids. Lineage: Eukaryota; Metazoa; Chordata; Actinopteri; Perciformes; Percidae.